ACAGUAUACACAUGGGCAAAGUGGGCAUGGAUCCGCAAAAAACGGAUGACAUACGGAUGUGUUCCGUAUCUGUCAGCGGAACGGAUAUAUGGAAACUGAAUGCAUACGGAGUACAUUGCGUAAUUUUUUUCUUUUUUUGGUGGAACCAUUGAAAUGAAAGGUUGCAUAUACAGACCACAAACACAAUCCGCAAGAAUGGAAACGGAAAAAAAAAACGUUGGUGCGCAAGAGGCCUAAAGCAAAUGCACCAAAAAGAAUAGUCCAUAGCUCACCUGCUUCAAGCAGCCAUACAAAUAAAAGGAAAAAAGCACCAUUGUUCAGAGACCAUCCAAGAGUCCACUCGAGAAGCUACAUAACAAGAGAGGGUAAUGCAUAUAAGAUACUACCUAACUCCCUCCAGGUAGAUCCACCACUGUGUAACCUACCAGUCUCCACAGACUAGAGCUGCUUCCGCUAUCUGUUGUCUCUGGUGGCCGGGUAUCGGGGCGCCCAACGAGCCGUGGUAUUCAGAUUCCAUGGUUUAAACUAUUCUCCUACACCUGACAGCAGUGGAUCUUCAUAUCUUUGAUCUGUCUACCUGGAGUGGGGUAAGUGUUGUUUUUUUUAUACGUUAGUAUAUUGUUUUUCUAUAGAAACCUUUUUGGGGGGCUGGUGUUUUUUAUUUUCAUGACUGCUGGUUCUAUAUUCUGGCCACUGUAAUCUGGACAUCUGUGGUCCAGCACCCUCGUCACUGGAUGCCCUUUAGGACAGAGAUCCCUGUGCCUGUGGUGAUAUAUAUUUUGGGGAAACUACCUUGCUGUUCGGUAUAGUGACGGCUCCCCCUUCACUCGAUGAGUCUCAGCAUUUUGUGCUAUAUUAUCUCCCAGGAGCACUGUCUCUUUUUUUGAUACUUGUUUUCUGUAGCUCACCUGCUUUGGAGCAUGACUUAGAGGGGUUGUCCCAUCUCAGCUUUUCAUGGUCGAGAUGGGGAUAACUGCAGGUGGAUGGACUUAUGGAAACAUCCGAUUGGUUGUUUCCCUGACUUCCAUAGCAGUGAAUGCGAGCUACACUGCUUGCGUAACUCCUGAAUUAUGGAAACUGUUGCUCCCAUUCACUGCCGUAGGAGUUACGGAAACAGUGAAGCAGUGGACGCUCAGCCACUUCCCUAACUCAGUCCCCCCCUGACUGGUGCUUACUACAGUUAUUCCCAUCCCAGCUGUGAAAGGCCAAGAAAAGACAACCCCUUUAAUAUGCAACAAUGUUCAUAAGACUGAGACAAAAUUUUGGCACAAGGUAACCCAACUAAUUGGCGGUGAGAAGAUUCGCUUACGUUUAUGCUGUAUACAUAUUUGACGGGCUUAGUAAAUCUGAACCACGGAGUUUGCGCUUUUUUUUUUUUUUAAAUGUUGAGUAGUUUUAUCUGGAAGUUUGUCACGGAUUAUGUAUACUAGUGACUUUCACCUCUGCUUUGUUGUAUUUUCGGUGGCCGAGAUGGGCAUUGUGUGGCUAGCAAACACUCCCCUUCAGAAGGAGACUUAUGGAGAGCAGAUGCCUGGCACAGGCCAAAAUCUUUGUGCCAUAUGUUCAUUGUGCCAGCUUUCUUGGUGGAAAAAGCACAUUAGGAUUCUGUAUUGAGCUGCCAUGAAUGCAGGCCUGCAGGUCUAUAACAGUGUCCUCACCUCAUCGUGUCACCUGUACCCUGACUACGUCUGGUAUUCCAUAAGUGACCAUGUACAUGACUUCUAUCUAGUGCCUAGGUGUUAGAGAUCACUGCAUCAUUUUGUGAAGGGACCUUUAUUAUCUCAUAUUGGGUGUUAUGGAUAAUAAUAUUAGUAACGUGUUACAUCAUCCUUAUUUCAUUGAUAUAAUGUCAUUAUGCUUUCCUGCUUUUUAAAUUGAUUCAACAGAUGCCUUUUCUCUCAUGUCUGGAUUAAAUAAGAUCUGAAAUAUGAAUGAGGAGUUUUUGCACAAAUCGCCAUGGCUAACCCACAGUCGAGCUGGCUGAAGCCAUGCUGUGGCAAGAGGGCUACAGUGUGGCACGUGUUUCUGCUGAGUGCAGGAGUGAAUAGCUUCCUGGUGGCCUGUGUGAUCAUAGUGGUAAUCCUAAUGACUAUGGAGCUCCUGAUCGACACAAGGCUACUUCAGUUCUCAAAUGCCUCGCAGUGUUCAGGGAUCAUACACUGGAUCAGUCUGUCCAUUCUCUCCUUGUUCUUUGUGGAGACUGUAGUAAGGAUCAUUGUUCUGGGCAUCUGGGAUUAUAUUGAGAACAAAGUUGAGGUAUUAGACGGAGCUGUCAUUAUUCUCUCACUUGCUCCCAUGGUGGCGUCUACAGUAGCCAAUGGGCCUAGUAGUCCAUGGGAUGCCAUCAGCCUCUUUAUUUCUUUGAGGAUAUGGAGGUUAAAGAGAAUUAUUGAUGCUUAUGUCCUACCCUUGAAAGUGGAUAUGGAGAUUAUGGUACAGCAGUAUGAGAAAACCAAGCUAAUCCAGGAGGAGCAGUUGGAAAGACUGACACAGAUGUGCCAAGAGCAAGCGUUUGAAAUUCGUCAGCUUAGAGCUCACCUUGCACAGCAAGAUUUGGACCUUGUUGCCGAGAGGGAACGAGCCUUUAAACUACCGCAUGAUCUACAGAACAAAAACGACCGGUUCAAAGUAGUGUCGGGCAGAGAUUCUGAUGAGGAAGCAACAGAAAAUAUUACAGAGCUUUCACAUGAAAUGAUUAUGAAGGACGACAUGAACAAUUAUAUAACGCAGUAUUAUAAUGAAGCCAGUAGUGAAAGUGGAGUUCCUGGGACAUGUAUUAUCACUACAGCAGCUAUUGAUGUCCAUCAUCACCCCAACAUUUCCUCUGACUUGUACUCUGCAGAAGUACCAUUCAAUGCAGAACAGGCCAGCAACUCCAGCAGUAUUACCUCGGUGAGUGGAUCCAGAUCUUCAGAGAGCUCAGAAACACUAGCACAGAGUAUUAGCAGCCAAGCAUUCUGCUCCUCCACAGACUGCAGUACCAGAGAGGAAUCCACAGAAUACUGUCCUCUGGCUCAAACCAUCAGAAAUCGAGUGAACAAAACCGCUGUACAGGAACUUUUAUCCUCCCUUUCUGACGACUCUUCCUUCAUUCAGAAAGGGCUAGAUCCAGCCAACGUACACCUCAGCAAUCCUAUAGGUUUACAUACAAGAAGUCCUAGACAUGGGCUAAAUAUCUGCAACAGGGUGAACCGGGAGGGCUUUGGCGCGUUCCACGACAGGUCAGUGAUUCCACUCAAUCUGCCUCUUUUAGAGAGUAAACCUAUCAAUACAGAGUUAAAAUAAAGCAGAGCCUUAGAUUUAUACCUCAGCGGAGUGCAUUAGAUUCCUCCAAGGCAGUAGCCACUUCUGCUGCUAUCAAGGCUAUUACUUUAGGAGCAUUGUAUAGAGCUAAACAUGAAAUCUUAUCCAGAGAUCACCCGGUCCAGCGGGAUGCCAGUCGCUGUACUGAAGCCAAAUAGGAACCAUGUUCAUCAGAAGCCUAGAUUCAUCGUUCUCAGGAGAUGUCAGAAGAGUGGCUGCUGGACCUCACCCUAGAGUUUACAAGACUGGUUCAUUAAUGCAUGCAUUUGUGUACAGUGAACUUUGCUACAAUACUGAGGACACAAACCACAGAAGUCUCAGCAGGUAUGACCACAUAGCUGCAAUCUUUCCUUUACUCAUGACUACAGAUUUUCUACAGAUGCCGUAAUAUUUUUUAAUGCACAAUGAAGUUUUGGCAGUUCUUGGAAAUGCAAGAAAUAAAAUAACCUGUACGAGUACAUACAUAGUUGUCUUAUUUCAGUAUCCACUGCUGUGUCACUUGGUUUGCAUCAUUAAAAUGGUUUUUAAUAAGUCUUAGGCCUUAUGCACUUGACCGAAUUUUUAGUACAUAUCCGGUCAGCACUUUUUGCAGAUCACACCCAGACCCAUUUAUUUCUAUACAUCCGCAAAACGGUUGCAGUCAUGUGCAGCAGGCCUUAGGGUAUGUUUAUGUGCAGUUUGUACUAGAAAAUAAAAACUGAUGCGGAAUCUGCUUCAGAAUGGUUUUUGGAACAGUUUCAUUGAAAACUGCAAGUGGAAAAAAGCAUUUCAUUAGUUCCUAUGCGGAUUCCCUCAUUCAAUUAUUGGAGAAGACCUGCAUGCAUUUUU
Molecule: messenger RNA, 4131 nt
Organism: Bufo gargarizans (Asiatic toad)
Lineage: Eukaryota; Metazoa; Chordata; Amphibia; Anura; Bufonidae
Gene: TMEM266
Product: transmembrane protein 266
Exons: 9
Coding region: 1957-3285 (442 amino acids)
Biological process (GO): monoatomic ion transport; transmembrane transport
Cellular component (GO): plasma membrane
Molecular function (GO): voltage-gated channel activity; monoatomic ion channel activity
Source: RefSeq, a predicted model, not a curated record